Caenorhabditis auriculariae is the source of this 633-nucleotide messenger RNA. The record is from the annotation of a GenBank genome assembly. Lineage: Eukaryota; Metazoa; Nematoda; Chromadorea; Rhabditida; Rhabditidae.
AUGAAUAGGCCGAGAAACGUUCCUCCUGCUGUCGUCGGCACUGCUUACAACGAUUAUCUUCAGGUCUUCUUUUCCUUCAAUUAGCUUACCAAUGAUAAAACGUUUCUUUCUCUAUGGAAACUUCUUUUAGUCAUCGGAAAAUGCACAUUACUGAACGUCAGACUUUUUCACGCUUGAUUGAGCCGACGAUGUUAUCUCAUCAAGACCGAGUAGACGUUUUUGAAGUCCCGCCCCAACAUCUUAGUCAACAGUCUCCACUCGUAUCUUAGCAACACAGAAAAUACUAUAAAAGCUGAUUUACCGGGUUUUUCUUCAAACUAUUUCUCUUCUUUUUUUUUACCUAUACUUUAUAAAGACUCAAUAAAGAUGUUCCAGCCGGAGGUACCGACGGAGAUGGAAAGAGUUCAAGCUGCUGUUGAUCAACUCCGUGUGGAAAGCAAACUCAAACGGGAAAAAGUGUCCACUGUUUCCAAGGAGUAAAUACUUCUCUGAGCCUCUUCUUUUGUAAUGAGAAACAUUUUCAGCCUCAUCAAGUUCUGCGAGGAGCACAAGAAGGAAGACGUCAUGCUCAAUGGGGCUUUGAACGAGCAGAAUAACCCAUACCAGGACAAGAAAAACUGCACCAUCGUUUGA